UUUUAUAUUUGCAUGUUUAGGAACGAGAUAACUGUAGAAAGUUAUUAGAUUCCUAUCUUAGUGAAACUACUAUGACAGGUGUUGCAUUGAAUGAAACACAGUUAAGUCACUUAGAAGACAUGAAUAUGGAAUACAAAAGAGCUUUAGAAAAGAGUGAAAAGGAGGUUGACAAUUUAAAUGAGAAACUUAAGAAUUUAACUGAAAAUAGUAGUUCAAUGGAAAUGCUUGCAUCUGAAAUGAAGAAACUGAGAGAUGAGAAUUCUUUACAUUUAGCUCAUAUUGUUGAGCUGGAGAAAGAGAAACUUCAGUUAGAAAAUAAAUAUGCUAAUCAAAAUAUGGGACAGGAAAAAAGUUCUUGGGAUGGUCGAAUAUUGCAUCUCAAGUGUAAUCCAUUAGAUAACGCAAAUGCAAAACAUUUAGAAACUUUCAAAAAGCUACAAGAAGAAAAUGACCAUUUGAAAAAAAGAAUAAAAGUUCUAGAGGAAGAAGGAGCUGCUGCUGAUGAUGUAACAAUGAAAGUGCAACAGAAGUUGGCUAAUGAAGGAGCUGAUUCCACUCUUAAAACUCUUAAAGAACAACUGGCAGCUGCAGAAAGGCAGCAACGCUUCAUUCUGGAGAAUGCUCGCAUAAAGUCUACUGAAUUUCGAGAAACUGUGUAUCGACUCUUGGGUUAUCGCAUAGAUGUUCCUGCAGCUGAAACUUACAAAUUAUCUCAUUUGUAUGCUGAAUCUCGUGAUGAUUAUUUAUUAUUUCAGAUUAAUUCAGAAGGAAUCCAGCUGGUUGAAACAGAGUAUUCUAAACAGUUAGGUGAUCGCAUGGAGUUGUACUUACAACAGUAUGACAGUUUUCCUGCAUUUUUAGCAAGUUUAACUAUGGAUCUCUUCAGUCAACAGACAUAUAUGAUGAAUUAAUAAUUGGAACUGUAUGUUUAUACUUCUGUGUUGUAUCAUAAAAUGUGCAUUUUAUCUCUUGUAAUAUAAGUUGUAAGUUAUAUAUGUCCUUAGGGGUUAGAUUAUUUUAUGUAGUUUUGUUAUUUUUGUAAUUAGUUUACAUUUCAUUUAUUUAAAUAUUCACAACCUAUUAAAAAUAUUUUGAAAAACAUUUGGGAGCCAUUUCA
This is a messenger RNA of Stegodyphus dumicola, 1117 nucleotides long. RefSeq names its product mitotic spindle assembly checkpoint protein MAD1-like. Gene Ontology annotation, cellular component: mitotic spindle; nuclear envelope; kinetochore. Lineage: Eukaryota; Metazoa; Arthropoda; Arachnida; Araneae; Eresidae. The record is from RefSeq and is a predicted model, not a curated record. Gene Ontology annotation, biological process: attachment of mitotic spindle microtubules to kinetochore; mitotic spindle assembly checkpoint signaling.